Molecule: messenger RNA, 2662 nt
Organism: Saccostrea echinata
Lineage: Eukaryota; Metazoa; Mollusca; Bivalvia; Ostreida; Ostreidae
Product: tRNA wybutosine-synthesizing protein 4-like
Exons: 16
Coding region: 6-2522 (838 amino acids)
Biological process (GO): wybutosine biosynthetic process; tRNA methylation
Molecular function (GO): protein binding; tRNA methyltransferase activity
Source: RefSeq, a predicted model, not a curated record
CAAAGAUGGCUGCGCCCAUGGCGCAGACGAAUGUCCCAGUACCUGUGAACAAAAAUGCCGAGAAAAAGACAAAAUCUUGUAAAAGUCGGAGAGAAACAGCGGUACAAGGAACCAAUGAUAGUUCUAUUGUCAGCAAGUGUUCCAUGGCCAGCGCUGGUUACUUCACGGACCCCUAUCUCCAUUGCUUUGUCUCAAAGACAACAAGACGGUCGCCACUUAUCCAUAGGGGUUAUUAUAUCCGGGCAAAGGCUGUGGAUUUCUUCCUAAGAAAGUUUCUAGAAACCUUCCCUCAGAGAAAUCAGAUUAUUUCCCUUGGUGCUGGAUUUGACUCGACAUAUUUUCGUCUUAAAUCAGAGGGAGUGUUGGAAAACACUUCAUUUUAUGAGGUGGAUUUUCCUGAUGUGGUACAACGUAAAAAUUCUGUGAUUCAAAGCAACAAGGACUUGAAGAAUUUGAUUCCAGGACUGAUGACCCAGGGAGCCAAGGAAAAUCCUCUGAUUGAAAUCAACACAGAUGAAUAUAAACUAUUAGGGGUGGAUCUAACCCAGCUGAACACAUUUGAGGCAUGUCUAAAUCUGUGUGGGGUGGACUGGGACACGCCCACCUUAUUAUUGUCAGAAUGUGUGAUGACUUACAUGACAAGAAGAUGUUCUUCUGCUGUAGUGAAAUGGGCAGGAGAAACAUUUUCUGAGGCUGUUUUUAUUUUGUAUGAACAGAUAAACCCAAAUGAUGCUUUUGGAAAGUUCAUGCAGAGCCACUUUCAGUUGAUUGGCUCACCACUGAAAUGCAUCAAUGCCUUCCCCACACUUCAAGCCCAGAGGGAUCGCUUUCUGAAUCUGGGUUGGAGUCGGAGUGAGGCAGCUGACAUGAACCAUUUUUAUAGAGAGUUGGUGCCACCCAGUGAACAGCAGCGUGUGGAGUCACUGGAGCCGUUUGAUGAGUACGAGGAAUGGCACCUUAAGUGUAACCACUACAUGAUAGUCAGCGCCGCCAACACGGACAGCUUCCCCACUCUCUUGUCUGACAUCCAGACUUCACAUAACCCAGGAAUCAGAGACUGCAUCACUGUGGAGGGAGGGGAUACCUCUAACAGUAUAUGGAGGUUUGGACACAGCAGCCUGUUGCUAGGAGAUGGACACUCAUUGGUCAGUUUUGGGGGAUUUGGGGAGGAGAGAGGUAAACACUGCAGGAUUCUGGAUCUGACUGUCACCAAUAUCAGGACAUCUCAGUCCUACGUAGUACCAGUCAAGGUCAACCCAAGGGAAGUUCAAGUUAGCAGAAUGCAUGAUCAGAGUAUCUUACUGAGGGAUGGAUCUGUUAUUUUGGUGGGUGGUAGAAUGUCUCCAGUUCGUCUCUGUAACCAAGUUUUGAAGAUUGAGUUCACCCCCAUUACUGAAGGUCAAACAAGGUCGACUGUACUGUGUACAAAGUGUGGAAACACCACUGAGGCUGUGUGUGAUCGGAAAGAAAAUACGUGUCCUGAGGAAUAUGUUCUAGUGGAGGGAAAUCAUUCUGAGAUGUGUAGGCAAAGUUAUGAAGCAGGCUUAAUAAUGAAGCAAAUAGAAGGAAUAAAAGACACAUGUUCAUCAGUGCAUGAUAGACCUGAAUUACAGGGCAACAAUUGUGAAAGACAAACCAGAAAAGAGAAUGUGUUAGAAAAUAAUGAUGAGGAGGAAGGUGAAAGACCUGAAAUGAAUUGUCAAAGUGAUAUGUUGAAUUCAGAAUAUGUUAGACCUGAUAAAAUUAAAGGAAAUAUAGUGAUGGAGAAAAAUUCAAAUUGUGAAUGUGAUGAGGAUAAAAAUAUUUGUACUCCUAAUAAAUCUGUUGAGGAGGAGAAAAUAAGACAAUACUCAGGGGUCCAAAUACAGGAAGUGAUAACUAGUGGGGACACACCCUCUCCCCGCUGGAGGCAUGCUGCUGUGCUGAUCAAGCAGGAAGAUCAUGACCUUCUGUACUUGCAUGGAGGAAGGACAGACAAAGAACUGGCCCUGGACGAUAGUUACCUGAUGGACACAGAUUCUUUUACCUGGACAAAAAUAGAGGACACAAGUCCAGGAAAGAGACAGUCCCAUACUGCCUCUCUGUGGAGAGAUCAGGUGAUCAUAGCAGGGGGUGUGGACCAGACACUUCAGCCUUUGGACUCGGUCCAUACCUUCAGUAUCCAGACUAGACAGUACACACAGUUACAGCUACAAGGAAAUCUCCUGUCCAGGUACUCCCAUACGGCCCAUGUGAUUAAUGAUCACCUGAUACUUGUGGGAGGAGUCAAUGUCAAUCACUCGGUACCAGGCGUGGCCUUUAUUGAUAUUGAGAAGAAGAAAGCAACAGAGUUUGAAAUCCCUAGAGAGUAUGGAAAUCAGCUCCUUAUGUUACACAAACACACUAGCUGUUACCUUGGUAACAACAGAAUCCUGGUGAUUGGUGGAGGUGGAAACUGCUUCUCAUUUGGAACUUAUCUGAAUUGUUCCCCGUUGGAGAUCGAUCUCACCAGAGGCUGGGAAAUUCUUCAUAAUGAAAUGUGAUAUUAAUAAAUGUCUGCCUUGUUAUGUUACCAGUACAAGUUGUAAGGACAUGUUGAAAAUGUUACUAUUUAAAUUUUUAUUAUUAUUAUUAAUUUUAAUUGAGAGAAUUUUAUUUCAAUAAAGGAUGUAAUUAGCAUACA